GAACUCCUCUGCUUUGCUACGUUACUCACCAUGUAGUAAUAACAACCCAGUUACCGUCCACUGCUGGACAACCACAAGCGCAUAACAUCUACCCUCGUCCUCCUCCGAACGAACAAAUAGUACUUACCAAAAAUAAACAAGAAGCAACCCCACCAUAACAAGUGCCAUUAUCACCUCUCCAGACGCACAAUGUCGGCGAAAUCUUCAAAGGGCAGCUCGCGAUCUUCAAAGUCCAGUACGCGAUCAAAGUCCAGCACGAAAUCUGCAAAGUCCAGCGGCAAAAAACCGCGUUCUCCGAGGGCCAGCGUGUACACGGACCCUGGUGGUACCUCCACCGCGCACCUGGAGCCGCUGGCGCGGGUCGAGGUCCAGUUCGAGAACCUGGUGCUGCUGGGCAAGAACGACGUGCCCACCGUCGUGGACUGGCUCAAGCGAGUCGGCGUGAAGGAAGAGAAAGCUAUGAAACUGUUUGAAGAGUGUGAUCCAAAGAACGUGUACGCGAGUAAGUUCAAGGAGGUGGUGACCGCGCUCGGCAAGCAAGAGAAGAAGAACAUGGACGACUACUACAAACAGGUGGCGGUGGAGGGCUGGAAGCUGGCGCAGGCGCUGCAGGCCGCGACCGCCACGCACGGCAAGUUCAGCAGCGCACAGCUGAGGCGCUACGGAGCCAGGAACCGCCAGAAGUGACGCUGCACCAGUCUAAAUAAGCCUCAUAGGUGUGGCGCAUCAUGGGAGCAGAAAUGACACUGCACCAGUCAAGCUGUACUACAUAGAUGAGGCGCACAUCAUUGACAAAUCGAUACCAAUCAUGUAGUUAUGGAAUUAAAGAUUGAAACAUG
Molecule: messenger RNA, 839 nt
Organism: Plutella xylostella (diamondback moth)
Lineage: Eukaryota; Metazoa; Arthropoda; Insecta; Lepidoptera; Plutellidae
Source: RefSeq, a predicted model, not a curated record